Notechis scutatus (mainland tiger snake) is the source of this 506-nucleotide messenger RNA. Lineage: Eukaryota; Metazoa; Chordata; Lepidosauria; Squamata; Elapidae. The record is from RefSeq and is a predicted model, not a curated record.
ACCCUGUUUGGUUUUCCUUCAGGAAGAGGACCACUGCUUUCUCUUGACCAUGUGCUCCAACGCUUGUGGGCGUCCUGGCUCUCAGGACUCUUCGUUUGCAUGGAAGUUCUGUGUCCAGCUGCUUCUUCUGGGUUUUCUCCUGCCCACUUGGCUAGGAGCUGUGGAGAUCAAGGUCUCCGAAGAGCCCGUGGUGGCCCUCGUUGGCCAUGACGCCGUUCUCCAUUGUUCCUUCUCACCGGAGGCCAAUUUCAGUCUGAACGAGCUCAGCCUCUUCUGGCAGGUGACCGACACCAACCAGCGGGUGCACGGCUUCACGAAAGGCCAGGACCAGCCGGCCUACCAGGACAGCCCUUACGCCAACCGCACUGCCCUCUUCUAUGACCAGCUGGCCCAUGGCAACAUGUCGCUGCUGCUACGCCGAGUGCAGAUUUCCGACGAAGGGAGCUUCACCUGCUUUGUCAAAGCGCGGGACUUCAGCAGGGCGGCUGUCACUCUUCAAAUGGCAG